GUUUUUUCCGUUAGAUGGGAGCUUGUGAAUCAUGUUUUGAAACAUCUAGGUCUGCUGUUCCUCCACCAGUAGCAGCUGCACUGCCGGUACAAGUGGUGUACACCAUUCAGGAUCAGGAGGCCGUACCAGAAACAGUGGUGUACCAAGACACUCUGGAUUUGCCCACUGUGACCAUGGCCAACCAGCCUUAUACUGUGACUACCGUGACUACUGAGACUACUGUAUGUCCUGGCCAGACUGACCAGGUUGUUAUUGAAGAUUCUGACGAUGAACACAUCCCCGAGAUAGAAGAGAUCUCCGUGGUCAGUUCCGAGGAAGAUAAUGCUACUUCUAGCUGUGAUGUUGAGAUCACUAGUACAGCUGUCGAGCCCUCGGUAGUCACUACACCCGAGGAGGUUGAUACUACUAGUGAUGGUCACGAGGAGGUCUCUGAGGUACCUUCAUCUAGCAGUCCGGUAUCGGUGGAGCUCAUCCGUACUGCUGCUGCAUUGGAGGCUAGUCAGACUGCACUGGAUCAGCCUGAGUCGACUGUCCCUCAGGGGCUGACCAGUGAGGGAGCAUCCUUUGCUCUAGCCGCUAGUUCUGGCAUCGUACCAUCCCCUGGAGAGGGAUCUACGCCGGUGCCUACGGUCAUGCAGACUAUCAUGACUAUGACGUCUGGUGUUCAGCCUCAAGAAAGCGGCCCUGUCUACCAAACUGCUGAUUCGGGAGGAGACUCUCCAGAAGCUGGCAUGGCACUGGAGCCAAUGGAUGCUGGACCUCUAGCACAGCAAUCAUUGGGGCUUGCUGAGGUCUCGACACAGUUCGAUAUCGGUCUAGUGCCGCAAGUGACUGAUGUGACAAGUGUUGACGAGGUGAUCACUACAGAUGAAGUGUUUAUGGAGAAGCCAACGAUUGAGGACUCUGUGGUGCUCGAGGAGGUCGUUGAGACCACAUCUAGUGUGCCUGCUGGUGGAAGGAAGUUCCCCUAUCUUUAUGACCGUCCUCAGCUAUAUACUAGGCCCGAUGAGAAAGCUGCUAAUCUGGGGUCUUUGCGGAAAUUUCCGUACUUGUAUGACAGGCCAAUUUUUGAGUACAACGAUACGGUUGUGGCGUCAUCGUCCACUAGCAUCGCGAGGCAGUUCCCUUACAUUUAUGAUCAUCCUGCUCUGGAUGCACACUUAUCCUUGGGAGAAUCUUCUGAAUCGCUUAGUACAAGGGUAUUCCCUUAUAUCUAUGAUCACCCUCAGGUUGGAGCUUCCCGAACUGAGGUACCCUCAGCUCCUCUAACUAGUCGUAGACAGUUUCCAUAUCUAUAUGAUGCCUCUGGAGAAGUUGCAGUCAUUCCGCCCAGGGCUGAAGCCAAGGCAGAUGUCAGUGAGUCCAAGCAAGUCCUGGUGAACGACCAUGAGGAUGAGCCUGUUCAGUCAGAGGCGGCUUAUGAACUCCAGUCGGAGAAUAAGGUUGCGAGUGGUUCAUCUGUGCCCGCAGGGAUGGUGGCUUCCGCAGCAGCUCCUAUGGAUGGCACUCAUGAUCAGAACGGUUAUGACAGUGUUAGUCUUCAGCCAGCUGCAUCGACUUCUGCUGAUGAUAGCUCCAUCAAGAACAAAGUUUUCCCGUACCUGUACGAUGAGAUCGAGGUGCCUGCUGGGCACGCCGAUGGGGGUAUUCUGCUGGAGGCUGCUGCCCCCAGUGAUAGGGUGUUCCCCUAUCUAUAUGAUGAGUCGAGCUCUGAUCAAGGCAGUGAUACUGUUAUCACAACCGUUACAACUGUAACGACUAUCAAGACUCGAGCCUCGAGAACCAACAGGGCCUCUAAAACUGCACUGCGGGAGUAACUGUCGAUGUAUGAUGAGCGCGGGGAUCAUCUUUACUAGCUACAAUCUUAAACCACAAUUCUCGUCCUACUGUCACUGUUGCAUAAUCAUUCGUAUAUCUUGUCUCAACAUAAGU
This is a messenger RNA of Perkinsus marinus ATCC 50983, 1932 nucleotides long. RefSeq lists its product as hypothetical. Bases 15 to 1817 code for a protein of 600 amino acids. NCBI's taxonomy places the organism in Eukaryota, Perkinsozoa, Perkinsida, Perkinsidae. The record is from RefSeq and is a predicted model, not a curated record. The transcript has a single exon.